Messenger RNA from Solanum stenotomum, 1359 nucleotides. Its product is annotated as probable RNA 3'-terminal phosphate cyclase-like protein. The record is from RefSeq and is a predicted model, not a curated record. Gene Ontology annotation, biological process: ribosome biogenesis; endonucleolytic cleavage of tricistronic rRNA transcript (SSU-rRNA, 5.8S rRNA, LSU-rRNA). Gene Ontology annotation, molecular function: RNA endonuclease activity. Lineage: Eukaryota; Viridiplantae; Streptophyta; Magnoliopsida; Solanales; Solanaceae. Gene Ontology annotation, cellular component: nucleolus.
AUGCAGGGGAAAGUAUGUUACAUGAAGCUGAAGGGAAGUCAAAACUUGAGACUCCGUCUUUUAGUAGCGACCCUUUCAUCCAAAUCGAUUAUUAUUGAGGAUAUACGUGCUGAUUCUACUUGGCUUGGUCUUCGUCCACUUGAGGUAUCUUUUCUCCGUCUGCUUGAAAAAGUUUGUGAUGAUUGUGUUGUUGAAAUCAAUGAAACUGGCACAAAGUUGAAGUACAAACCAGGAAUUAUAAUGGGAGGAAGACAUUUAGUUCAUGAUUGUGGUCUCAAUCGCUCAAUUGCUUACUUUUUAGAACCGUUGAUUCUGUUCGGUUUGUUUGGAAAGAAACCACUCACCAUUAGGCUUAAAGGGAUCACAAAUGAUGCAAAGGACCCAUUUAUUGAUACAUUUUGAUCAACUACGAAACAGUUUGGAGUCCCUGCAGAAGGAUUGGAACUGAAAAUUGAGAGUCGUGGAGUUGCCCCCAAAGGUGGUGGAGAAGUAGUUCUUUCAGUCCCUAUGGUCCCGAAUAGUUUAACGGCUACUAAAUGGGUUGACAAAGGUCUGGUGAAGAGAAUUAGAGGUGUUUCCUUUUCAACUAGGGUCUCUGUUCAGUUUGAGAAUACCAUGAUACACGCAGCUCGUGAAAUCUUGAAUCCGUUGCUUGCAGAUGUUCACAUAUUUACAGAUCAUAAAGCUGGAGCACAAGCCGGAAUGUCACCUGGCUAUGGAAUUUCUCUAGUGGCAGAGACUACAUCUGGUGAUACCACAGUUUCUUAUGCAAGAGGAGAAGAUGAUGCUGACCUAGAGGAUGAUAGGAAAGCUCUGAUCCCUGCUGAGGAAGUUGGUGAGCAAAUUGCUUCUGCACUACUUGGGGAAAUAAAACAGGGGGGAGUAGUUGAUUCAACACAUCAGGGACUGUUGUUUCUCCUAUGUGCGUUGUGUCAGAAAGAUGUUUCAGAAGUUCGUGUUGGGAAGUUGUCACCAUAUGGAAUAGAAGCAUUAAGGCACAUCAGAGACUUUUUGGGUGUCAAGUUUGUCAUGAAACCUGAUGCCUCCACAGGAACUGUCAAUCUCAUGUGUCUUGGCUCUGGAUUUCAGAAUUUAUCCCGGAAAGUAUCAUGAUAAUAAAAAAUUGGGCAUAUCAUUUGGUGGUUGAUUUUAUAUAGGGAAACAUGUGAUUUUCUGGCUUGACAUACAUCAAUGGAGGUGGGGUUUGGAGUAAAAUCAAAAGUGUCACGUGGUCGUUAGUUGUAACCAGAGUUAUUCAUUCAUGUAUUAAAACUAGCAUACUCAAUAUUAUGUUUGGUAGCUUUGUAGUUGUUCUCUAUAAAAAAAAAAGUUCAGCAUAAAUUAUUUGGACAAAAUGCC